AUGUACAAGAAGAAUCCAGAGACUAACUGCAUCUUGAGAAUCAACCUCUUUCUUUCAGAAGCAACCUCGCAACCUCGCCGCCUCUGCCUCGUCGCCUCCGCCUCGUCGCCUCUGCCUCGCCGCCUCGUCACCUCUGCCUCGCCGCCUCCGCCUCACCAUUCUGCUUUCUUGCUUUCUGUUUUCUUGUUUUCUGUUUUUGCUUCUUGUGGUGGUGGUGGUGGUGGUGGUGGUAGUGCUGGUGGUGCUGGUUGUGGUGGUGGUGCUAGUUGUGGUGCUGGUUGUGGUGGUGGUGUUGGUAUUGGUGUUGGUGGUGGGAGAGGUAAUUGUGUUGGUAGUGUUGAGGGUAUUUUUGUUCAAAAAAAUUAA
This is a messenger RNA of Arachis duranensis, 366 nucleotides long. Its product is annotated as glycine-rich protein DOT1-like. The transcript is spliced from 3 exons. NCBI's taxonomy places the organism in Eukaryota, Viridiplantae, Streptophyta, Magnoliopsida, Fabales, Fabaceae. Bases 1 to 366 code for a protein of 121 amino acids. The record is from RefSeq and is a predicted model, not a curated record.